GAGCAAUAAAUCCAUCUCGCCACUGAAAAAACGAGCAUUGACGGAUCGCAUAGGGCUGGAAACCCAUCUACUGCACAUUUAGACGCCCUGCUAUGAGACGGAAAUGAAAUGCAACGUUAUUUGUUGCUACUGCUGGCCAUCGAGAAAGUUGUGUCAUACAAGCCGGUGUCGGUGAUCCAUCCAGUUCAUAUCAUAGUUCCACUACCGCUAGAAGAUGAUACCGAAGAACUCAAGAAUCCUUUUGGACUUACUAUUCUCAAGGUUCGGCCGGUUAUUGAUCUCGCACUAGACGAUGCUUAUAGGAAAUUUCAAUAUGUGCCACCCGAUUCUAUGGCAAUUACCUACCGUGAUAGUCGGUUGUCAGACGCACAUGGGCCGAAUGUAGCCAUUCAGCAGUUAGUUAAGAAUCGUUUGGAUUGUAUUAUUGGAUAUGCUUUCGUGUACGCUUUAGCACCAGUGGCACGUAUGUGUCCAUACUGGCAAGAUGAUGACAGUAAUGGUAUUCCUGUAAUCACGCCAAUCGGGUUGACGAUGAACCUCGACAAUAAGAUGGAGUACCAAACAUUAACUAGGAUUAGUGGUCCAUAUAAGGUGGUGGCUCAGAGUGUAGUGGCAUUGUUUCAAUAUCACAACUGGACACGACACGUAUUUCUCUUCCAUCAUGUGAAAGAUGCAGCGAUGGCCGUUGGUGAAUGCUUUCUACUGAUGGCCAGCAUACAAGUCAAAGUCAAGCAGUUAAUCAAAAUGGAGCACAAUUUCUUUACCUUCAAUCAGAACGAGAAACUAAACCGCAGCCAGUUUAGGAAUUAUCUGAGACAAUCAAGUUUUCUAGGCAAAGGUAAGCUUUUCGACAUGUGA
Messenger RNA from Cylicocyclus nassatus, 858 nucleotides. Lineage: Eukaryota; Metazoa; Nematoda; Chromadorea; Rhabditida; Strongylidae. The record is from the annotation of a GenBank genome assembly.